Messenger RNA from Caenorhabditis angaria, 1157 nucleotides. The record is from the annotation of a GenBank genome assembly. NCBI's taxonomy places the organism in Eukaryota, Metazoa, Nematoda, Chromadorea, Rhabditida, Rhabditidae.
AUGAGAUCUCUAAUUUUUCUGCUCGGAGUUAUUCUAACUCAAGUUUUUUGUGCACUUUCGGAUCACGGCACAAAUAUUCAAGUGCCCUUUAAUAGCCUUGAGGUAAGCUUUCAAAUUUAUUAAAAUCUAAACACAGUAUUUCUCAGACUCAAUGUUAUUGGUUUCAAGUCGAAAAAUAUAGUUCUCAAAUCGAUUUGGAAGUUGAAGACGAUAAUCCGAAUGGCAAUUUGGAUGUUGAACUUCGAAAUGUGGAUGGUGAGAUUUUGGUGGAGGAAAAACGGACGUGGUCACAACAUAUUCAAUGGCCGGUGAAGAAUGCCGAAUAUUUGAGUCAGAUUGGGUUUUAUCAAGUUUGUAUCAAAAAUUUGGAAUCGCAGCAAACACAGGUUUGUUGAAAUUUGAAAAGAAAUUUUCUAAAUUUAUCGCUCCUCCGGAUACCCCGGUGAAGCUGUUAUCCAAAAAUUCAAGUUGUCAACGCAUUCCUAAGAAUGGUCGGAACUCCAAAUUACCUUGAGUAACUGGGUGUAAACCAAAUUGGUUAGCCUCCUUUUCUGUUUUCAAUGAAUACACUAACCGACAUUCAAACGGGUCCGCGGAGAAUGGCUGGGCCCAGCUGGGUGUGUGGAGACGCAGAGAAAGAGAGAGAGACAGUUUUUUUUUCUUUUUUCGGAAUUUUGUUUUUUUUUUCUGGAAAAAGGGGAAAACUAGGGAAUUUCUAGAAAAUUUAUAUGCUAAAAAUUAACUUUUAAUUUUCCCUGUCAUUCCAGAUUCAAUUAAUCAUCAACACGCACGAUAAAUCGCUGAAAACCAAUCUGCCUCACAGUCUUAUUCGAAAAAUCAACCGCGAUAAAAAAUGGAAUACUCUCGAAACUCUAAUCAGUUUUGAAAGAUUCGAUGAAAUCACAAUUCGAAUGCUGAAUUUACUUGAAGAAUCACAAGCAACACUUGCAAAAUAUUCAUUUCGUCUUCAUUCGCAAAUGGGAAAAGUUGAUGAGAUCGCAAAACUUGUCACAAUUUGUGGAAGUUUCAUAUCAGCUUGUGUUGUUUUGGUGGGAUUUUUGCAAGCUUGGUCGAUUCGUCAACUUUUUAAUGAUUCUUCAAAAUAUGGACAUUUGUUGAGAAAUGGAAGAAGAGGUUUUAAUCAUCAUAUUUAUUGA